Mesorhabditis spiculigera is the source of this 231-nucleotide messenger RNA. NCBI's taxonomy places the organism in Eukaryota, Metazoa, Nematoda, Chromadorea, Rhabditida, Rhabditidae. The record is from the annotation of a GenBank genome assembly.
AUGAGCAAGACCCACCCGCCAGAGCUGAAGAAGUACAUGGACAAGGAGCUCGAGCUCAAACUCAACGGCAACCGACGCGUUUCCGGCAUUCUUCGUGGCUACGACCCCUUCAUGAACAUGGUCAUCGAUGAGGCCGUCGAGCACCAAAAGAACGGCGAGGAUUCCCCGAUUGGCCAGAUCGUGAUCCGUGGCUCGUCCGUCAUCCUGAUGGAGCCGAAAGAAAGACUUCAA